GCGAUUUUCCAAUUAUCAGAAAGAAGGAUGAAGAAGUUACUCCUAGUUCUCCUGCUCACCACAUGUUGCUGGGCGGGGCAGCCGCGAGUGGACCCGCUGGUGUCCACCUCGAGGGGGUUGAUCAGAGGGCUGCGCGCGGAGGACGGGGACUACGACAUGUUCCUGGGGAUACCAUACGCUGUGGUGGAUGAAAAUAAACCUUUUGGGGCAGCCACGCCACACCCCGGCUUCAGCGCUCCAUUCGACGCGUACCACGACGGCGUCCAAUGUCUCCAGAGCGCUGGAAACACCGUCAACGGCACCAUACAAUGCUUGCAGCUCAACGUAUACGUACCGAAUAAGGCCAACACCGCCCGCACUCUGCCAGUAAUAGUCUACAUACACGGCGGAGGUUUCGGGCGCAACCACAAAGGAUUGUCUAACCUGUCUCCAAAGUUUCUGAUCAAGCAUGACGUCAUCAUGGUUUCCUUGAAUUACAGAUUAGGGCCUUACGGGUUUCUGUGUGUGAGUGAACCCGGUUACAGUAACCAAGGGUUAAAAGAUCAGCUGUUAGGUAUACAGUGGGUAAAAGACAAUAUCGCAGCCUUUGGAGGUGAUGUUAAUGAGAUCACUUUAAUGGGACAAUCUGCCGGAGCUAUGAGUAUAGAUAUACACAUGUACACAAGCGAGAAACUGGCUAAGAGAUUGAUACUACACAGCGGUAACGCUUUAAAUGCUUGGUUAGUUUUACCACAAAACGAUAGCUUAGCGAUACAGGUGGCUAAAGAAAUAGGAUUCACUGGUGAUGGCAUUAAAGAGGCAUUAGACUUUCUGAGUAGUUCAGAUCCUGCAGACGUUAUAAAGACAAUUGAAGGUCUCAACACGGACAGAAAUCCAAUUUCAAGACCUUGUGUAGAACCUGAAGGAGACGGCGCAGUAUUAACUGAUUUCCCUGAAAAUCUAAAACCGAAAGUCAAAGGAAUGGACAUCAUUAUAGGGCACGCAAACAAAGAAAUUAUGUUCUUAUAUCCGGACUCUGAUAAAGAAUUUUACAGCAAUUUCAAAUUCGGUCAAGAAUUAAUCGGCGGUUUGGACGCGGCGUACGAUGAGGAAAUUGUAAAACAGUUUUAUAUUGGUGAUGAGAGACCUGGAGAACAUUUAAAGGAUGUUCUGCUAGAUUACGGAUCAGACUUCAUGUUUGUACAUCCGACCGAAAGAUCUAUAAACAGAUAUCUGGACGCCGGCGCGAAUGUGUAUCGGUUUGUGUUCUCAUAUGAAGGAGGAAGGAACAGGAACAAAAAUCGCAAACACUUGAUGUCACCGGGCGCUUCUCACGGGGAUGACAUUGGCUACUUAUUCGGCAUGGACAUGUAUCAGAAUCAAGCGAUAACUGUAAAGGAUCAGGAAAUUAUUGAUGCGAUGACUCAAAUGUGGACCGACUUCGUUAAAUACGGUGACCCGACGCCAACGCCGCCCGCAGUGCUAGGCCAGCGCUGGCGCGCGGUGGACGCGGCGCAAAGACCGUACCUGAACAUCGGGUCGCCGCUCGCGCUCGGCAGCCGCCCCUUCCACCACAGGAUGGCCUUCUGGGACCUCUACUACAAGUUACACGGGGACCAUGUACUAGGGUAUAGAGCAUAAGUCUUUAAAUCAAGAUGUCUAUCAUUGACUGUUUACUCACGUUUUUAGAUAAGAGUUAUUCUCGCCUCUUAAUCGCGACUGAUUGACGUGUGUUAAGUUAACCGCCAUUGAUAAAUUCACCUUACGAACAUAGGUUGUGUUCAAACUAUAGGUAUAUUCAUCCUCCGAUUGUUGGAAGCAUCUAG
This is a messenger RNA of Trichoplusia ni (cabbage looper), 1805 nucleotides long. Its product is annotated as bile salt-activated lipase-like. The coding region runs from base 28 to 1620 and encodes 530 amino acids. The record is from RefSeq and is a predicted model, not a curated record. The transcript is spliced from 4 exons. Lineage: Eukaryota; Metazoa; Arthropoda; Insecta; Lepidoptera; Noctuidae.